GAAGGCACGACAGAAAUGGGAAGUUAUAAUGAUGACAAAUGAUAUGACAUAACUUGUACUUAUAUUUGGUGACAAAAUAUAUCUUUACGAAUUCCGAAAAGGCAGACAUUUAGACAAUUAGGAAAUUAAAACAGGAUAAGAGAAACAAAAGUUAUUGGAUAAUAUUAUGAAAACGAAGAGUGAAUUAAAAUACUUAGUGAUUUUUGUGUUAGUAAUUUCCUUGUUUGACGGCAACUAUUCCUACCCGUCAUACCAAUCGUCCAUUCCAAACGGAGAUAAAGCGCCUCAUCCCUGCCACCAAAACAAGCUCUGGAAUGGAGUUGGACACGAAUUACCUGGAGGUGGAGGACCUCUGAAUCCAUUCGGAAUCGAUCUGUAUCAAAACAAAGUAAAGACUGGAAAGAUCUGGACUAAAUCUAUAUGUGAAGCUGAUUCUGAUAGUGAUGGUCGCUCUAAUGGACAAGAACUUGGAGAUCCCGACUGUUUAUGGACAGAGAAUACCAGUCAGCUGUUCAUUAAUUCUACAAUCACUCAUCCAGGAAUUUGUGAACCAACAGAAAGCGAAAACUGUAGAAAGAAGAAUAAAUGGUUGAAAUGUGAUGACAAUAAUUUGCAUUGUCCUUCUAUCCAAGAGGAUCCUGAUGUAAAAGAAUUGGCAUUGAGAAUUCCAAAAACUAGAGUGCAACACAAGGGUAGUAGAUACAUAUGUACACACCUACAUGUACCAUUGGAUGGAGAUUAUCACGUGGUUGCAGCUAAACCUUUCAUUGACAAUAGCCGUGUUAUUCAUCAUAUUGUACUUUUUGGAUGCGAUGCCGUAGAGAAUCAGCCCAGAGUGAACGAGGUGAACACUUGUGUUACAAAUGAAGGACCUUCGUUUUGUCACAUGGUGACAGUUUGGGGUCUUGGCAUCAAAGGGGAAUGUUUCCCUGAUAAUUUUGGUAUUCCGAUUGGUAAUAACGGCUACACAAGAUUUAUGUUACAGAUUCACUGGCAGAAUUCUGAAGAUAAUAUGGACUACACUGACAGUUCAGGAAUGAUUUUGUAUUACACUCCAAAUCUGAGACCAUAUAAUGCUGCAGUCUUAACUAUCGGUCAGACUAUGUUUCAUUUACCACCAGGACAAUCCGAGGUCAAAGUUAACGGGAAUUGUACUGGACAAUGUACGAAACGGGAAUUCCAAGGACCUAUAUACGUUCAUUCUUCAUUUAAUCACAUGCAUUCUUUAGGUCGGAAACAAAGAGUAGAACAGUAUCGGAAUGGUGCUUUAAUCAAUAUAAUCUCUGAUCUAGAUAAGUUUUCAUUCGACAGACAACACAUUACAAUACAUGAUCCACCAAUAGAAAUACAACCUGGCGAUGACUUACGAGUUACCUGUACUUAUGAUACCACUUCUAGGAACGAAACAACAUCGUUUGGACAAGGAACAGAGCACGAAAUGUGUUUUGCCUUUUUAACCUUUUAUCCAUUUGAGAAUGUUCAUUCUAUUUUAAAGUGUUUCACAUGGUUAAAAUUUCCCCACUGUUUUAUUCUUGACAUGAUGAGUUUUGCGAAAAAGGUGAAGACAAACCCAUUUAUGAAAAUUGGGAUUCAGGCUGCAAUGAAUUCUCUAAAGAAGCAUGGAUAACAGGUAUCACCAUACCCAGUCAUUUAGAGGAAUACUUGUGUUUUAGACAUAAUAAAUCGGAUGCAUAGUGA
Messenger RNA from Mytilus trossulus (common blue mussel), 1698 nucleotides. RefSeq names its product tyramine beta-hydroxylase-like. Lineage: Eukaryota; Metazoa; Mollusca; Bivalvia; Mytilida; Mytilidae. Bases 167 to 1627 code for a protein of 486 amino acids. The record is from RefSeq and is a predicted model, not a curated record. The transcript has 10 exons. Gene Ontology annotation, molecular function: dopamine beta-monooxygenase activity; copper ion binding.